Messenger RNA from Mya arenaria, 4247 nucleotides. RefSeq lists its product as uncharacterized. Gene Ontology annotation, cellular component: cell-cell junction. Gene Ontology annotation, biological process: cell-cell adhesion. The transcript has 12 exons. Lineage: Eukaryota; Metazoa; Mollusca; Bivalvia; Myida; Myidae. Gene Ontology annotation, molecular function: cell adhesion molecule binding. Bases 283 to 2529 code for a protein of 748 amino acids. The record is from RefSeq and is a predicted model, not a curated record.
UCCGCAGUUACCACCGAAAGAUGAGACGUUAACUAUCACAUAUUGUAGCAAAAAAAAACAAUAUACUGUUAACAGUGUUAAGGACAACAUUUAGUUUUCAUUCAGGUUCAUGUCACGAGAACAAUUUAGCUUUGGAUUGUUUUACCAAUGAAUUUGAAUAUAAAGUGUUAAAACAUUCUGUGAAUACAUAAGUGAGUGGUUAGUGUACAUGCCUUUAUCUUAUUAUAACUUAAGUUAUUGUUGUUUUGUUGUAGUGUGGAAGGCUACUGUUCGGAAUUUACGAUGGACUACAGAUUUGUUUCUGCUUUAAUUCUACUUUAUCUAAUAAAAGUUGUUGUUAUUGCUGUUGUUGUUGCUGCUGCUGGUGUAAGUGGGAAUACAUGUGGUUAUCUGAAAUAUCGCGAUCCAGCAAUAAAAGGGAGGAACGUGACGUUUGUGUUCAAACCGAACAACUACCAAAGCGCCCUACUUCCCAUUUUAGAACACCGCAUAAAUGGUCAGGAUCUCAAUUCAAAUGCAAUAGUGAGGAAUGACCAAGACAAUCAUCUGUAUUAUAUUGUUAUAAACUCUACGGACCAUGGGUCAACGUCAUAUAUUGUAAAUUACGGAGGAUGCUGGUCAAAUUUGGUAGACCUCAAUUUAAAAGCUCUUUCUGGUUGCGGAUAUUUGUAUAUUCGGACCAAAGUAAUCACCACAGGAAGUACUGUCGAGUUGGGCUACUUUCCCAAUACAGUCGUGAUUAACAAUAUAACAGCUAGUUAUGUUCGCCAAUGGCAUAACGCGACCUCCUCAUCGGAUAUGCACUUAUCUGCUGGUCAUUUGUCUGAGAGUGAGGAUCCCAACUGGGAGUUUGUACUGACAAUACACAACGUAGACCGAUGGAUGACUGGAAACUACAGUGUGAGAUGCACUGACGGCCGGACUGACGGGGACAAGUUUACACAACCCGUUGAAAUAGCCGUUAUUGUUCCAUCAGGUAAACCGUCGCUUCAUUCCAACAACAAUACUUCUGAUUGUGAAGAUUGCUUAGUAGGGAUAGACGGUAAGAAUUUGGACAAACAUAUUUACUGUCACACAACCGGCGGAUCGAUUCCAACAAUAUAUGUCGGAGAAAUCAAUGUAACGAUACACUUCAUUAGUAAUGAUACAUACCAGCCGUCGUAUGUUGCGAGAAAAGAGGACCACAUGAAAAACGUUACAUGUAGCGUCUUCAAUGCAGCUAUGGCAUCGCCACUUAACACCAGUUCCAAACUUUAUGUGGCUGUUAAGCCAGACGACGCAGUUCUCAACGUACCUGAAUUAAAGGAAGGGGAACCAGCUAACAUUACAUGCACUUCCACGGGAGGGAGACCCUCGUCGAAAUUAAGUCUUAUGUUCAAUGCAACCAACAUGUCUUCAAUAGCGAGCACUACAACCAAUUAUAACGAGGUUUCCAGAACCUACACGACGCAGAUUAAUUUAAAUGCAAGUGCUAAAAGAGAGUGGCAUUUUAUGGAAGUCUCAUGCCUCCAGCACACGCACUUGUUUGCGGCAUACAUGACGCGAAGGGAAACUAUAAAUUGUAGAUAUCCCCCUUCAAAGGUAAUAUUAGAGAAACCAUCUAUACCUUCCAAACUACAAGACAUCUACCAUCUCGUCUAUUUCUGUGAGGUAAAAGACUUUAACGACAACUGUAGCGUACAGUGGACCUCAGAUAAACCUUCGCUCCUAAGGGAUAGAAAUCCUACAAAGAGAACGAGUGAUAAAUCCAUGCUGUCCAAACUGAAUGUAUCUGUCACCAAGGAGGACUUUGGCAAGGUGCUUGUCUGCAGUGCUGUUUGUUCCAGCUUUCAACGUAACAUCUCGAAAUCAUGUUCUCUGGUGGUGCCUUAUUUGUCAGUGAUGUCGCUUUCGGUUGGAAAGGAACUAUUUUUACAAGAAUAUGAGUCAAAGACUGUAACCUGCAGUGUUGAAAGUUAUCCUCUUCCAGACAUUUUUUGGUCAGAUGAGUUUUCAAAACCCCUUCGAAGGUGUCAAAAGAGCGCAACAUGUACUCUUACUAUUGAACAUAUUUCUGUCGAUGCGCGAAUGAUUUAUAUUUGCGAAGCAUCCUCAGAAUUCGGAAAUACAAGUUCCUCUUUCGUCGCAAUCAGUACAGUAAACCAAGGGAAGGGAUCCAUUACUGAGCCGGUAUCCGGUUUGUUGUUGCCAUGGGUUGCCGUUGCUGGUGGAUUUCUUAUACUUAUUGCAAUAAAUGCGGUGAUUGUAGUUGUUCUCAGAAAAAAAAUUCGACAACGGGGAACAUCGAAUGAGCAAACUUACCUCAACGCUGUUUUCUGCCAAAAUUUGUCCACAACAAGUAACGAAAGAACAACUGAAAACACAGCUGAAAGUCCACGAGUAGAAGGUAGAAUAGACGAAGCAGUGGAAAAUGAGAACAUAACACCUGAAAUUCAUAACUACGAUGAGAUUGAGAUGGAGAUACACACAUAUGAAGCAUGUAAGAAUUCGGGAGAAACCGAGCAUCCCUAUGGGCAUUUAGAAUGCUAGAAUGAAUCGCACUGCUAAACUUUCUUUCAACACAGCAGCGCAUAAAUAUAAGAAAUAAAACAUUAAUAAUUCAACUUCCAAGUGAAAUAUGAUUUCAUAAUAUCUAUACAUAGUUUAUAUAUGAGUUAUAAUUUCAUAUUGUUUUAAUGAGAAAAAAUACGAUUUUGAUAAUUUUCACUGCCCGUGUGGGUUCUUAUUCACGGUUGCCUGCUCUACAGUCCUGUAUAAGGUUUUAAUUGUUCAUGGAUACAUGUUUCAUCUCUUAAAUCAUACACAACAAAGAAUGUUAAAGACCUCUAUAUAACCAUCGCACUGUUAGAUUUGCGAAAGACAAUUGAUUCUAUGUAUUACUCCAUCAACUUUAGACAAACUUGAUUCCUUUGUAGUUCUUUCAGUUGAUUGGUUAAAAUCAUAUUUUAUAAAUGGGAACAGCAGGCAACUAUCAAUAAGGUUUCAUCCAGUUCGUCAACGGUAACCUGUGGGGAAUCUCAGGGCAGCAUUAAUGGUCCUCUAGUAUGUCUUUGUUAUUUAAAUGGUAUUCCUCAAUGUAUAGACCCUAACUAUUAUCUUAUAGUUUACGCAGUUAACAGCGCCAUUUUGUUUUCACAUAACAACCCCGAAUCGAUCUCUUUAAUGCUCAAUUUUGUUUUGUUUCAUUGUUCUGAUGGGCUUGAUAACAACAAACAGUAUAUUUGUUUUGGUAAAACAGAGCAAAAUGUCAGAAGUUGUUUUCUGCAGCAUUAAAUAAACAUGAUAUUUCAUUCACAAACCUGGUCAUAUACUUUCGUGAUUCUUUAGAAGGCAGUCAAUGCCUUUAUACUACCAGUAUUGUUAAUAUUGCGGACCCAAGAAGACAAUAUAUAAAAUUUAAACCAUAUUUGAAAUAUAUCAAUGUUAAAUCGACAACAUUUCUUUGUCAAAAUUUUAACAAAGGUUUAACUGUUUACUCCAAAAUGGUAAUUUUGCUUAACCAUAUAUGUAACCGUGAUGAUUACAAUGUGGAAUGUGAUUGGAAUGCAUUUCCAGACAAUUUAAAGAUAUGUACACCACUAAUUAUUUCUAAAAUAACACGGUUAACCCGGCUAAUGAGCUUACAAACAGUGUUAUUGUGUAUUGUUGGGUUUAAAUCAUGCACUCGUAUUAAAUUUUAUUUUGAUAUUUGUUUAUUUUAUUGUAUCGAAUAUUUUAAUUAUUCUUUCCGUGUGUCAUCUUUGUUAUGUGCCUUUCGUUUAAAACGUGUAUGUAGGAUUCCGGCCUUGUGGCGUUAAACAGGGUUUCUUUCGUGACUAUUUAGGCUAAAAGGCUUGACCCUGUAUUAUGUUAUUGUAUCAUUGUUAACCUUUUUUUAAACCAAAUUAAAAUUGAUUUGAAAUGAGUGACAUUGGUCGCUCUCUUUGGUUAUCAUAAGUUAUGAAAUCUUUUUUUUUUACAUAUAAUCUGUGUUUAACCAAAAUUUUAAUUUUAUUUCACACAUUUUGUUAAUAUCAUGUAUGUUAUAUCUGUUUUUAGUAAUAAUUGUACAUACCUUUAUGUGUUUAUUAAUCAUUUGAAAUGCGCAUGGAUGAAAUUGUAGGGAACUGUUUCUGCUGUUGCUUCUGUCGUUAUUGCUGCUGCUGCAGCUGCGGUCGCUGCUACGUCUACUAAUGCUGUGGCCGCCGUCUUAGUUACUACAGUUCUACUCCUACUAAUACUGUUAAUACUUCUUCUACUACUUCCAA